AUGACAGUUACAAGGAAGCGAAGGAAAUUUGUCAAAGAAGGCGAAGAACAGCCAGCUGAUGCCAAUGACGAUGAUUUCGGACAAAAAUACCACUGCGAUGUCUGUGAAAAGGACAUUAGCCCAGUAGUUAGGAUACGAUGUGCAGCUUGUCCCGACUAUGAUCUUUGUGUCGAGUGUUUUGCUUCGGGCAAAGAAACUGGCACUCACCAAAACGACCAUCCAUAUCGAGUUAUUCAAGUUCUCGACUUUCCUAUAUUCGACAAGGACUGGACGGCUGAGGAAGAACUCUUGCUUGUCGAAGGACUCGAGAUCUUUGGAAUGGGUAACUGGGAUCAAGUUUCUGAGCAUUUGGGAAACAAGUCUGCUCCUGAAUGCAAGGCACAUUAUAUCAAUACGUAUAUUGCAAAUCCCGAUUGGCCGAUGCCUGACAUGAACAAGGAAUUCGAUCCUGCUCAAAAGAAGAAGUGGAGUUGGAGUACUGCCAUUCCCAAGAAGGUCGCUCCUGGUCCAAAGAAUGCCCGUCCUUUGACUAGUGGCCCUACAAACCAUGAUAUAGCAGGAUAUAUGCCUGGUCGAUUCGAGUUUGAAACGGAAUAUGAGAAUGAGCAUGAACAGAAUGUCAAGGACAUGACUUUCGACGAAACAGACGAUCCACACGAAUCUGACUUGAAAGUGGCAGUCUUGGAUGCAUACAACACUAUACUCGAUCGCAGGCAGCUGAGGAGAAAGUUUAUAUUUGAUAGAGGGUUUCUCGAUUUCAGAAAGAUACAAAACCAGGAGAAAAAGAGAACUAAGGAUGAAAAGGAUUUGCUCCAAAAGAUCAGAGUAUAUGCAAAAAUGCAAACUGCGGAGGAUUUCGAUAAUUUUGUUGAGGGCUUGGCUGCUGAACAGAAAUUACGUGAUCGUAUACAGCUUCUUCAACGGUGGAGGCGUAUGGGUAUAACGUCGAUGAAAGAAGCGCAAGAUUAUGAACGUGAAAUGGAAAAGAGGUCCAAUCCAGCAACCAAGGGAUGGCCAGCAUAUCCAGCACCAGAUCGCAGCUCUAGUACAGGACGACAAACAGUUCGAACCAAGUUUGAUGAUUAUGUCACAACUCCCAUUGCUCGAGAUGCUACGCCGAAUGCGCCAUUACGAGCAAACUCAUUCGGUCCAGGCUCAUCAGCACCGCUAUCCGCAACUCCAUACGCAGUACCCACAACAUCAGGUCGUCCACCACCCGCAUCACUAGAUAUAACAACAGCAGAUGGUGUAGGUCUCUUAUCGCCCGCCGAGCAAUCCCUAUGCUCUGCACUACGUCUCGUCCCAAGAGCAUACCUGGUCAUUAAGGAAACAUUGUUGAAGGAACAACAGUCAAAGGGACAUUUGAAGAAACGGGCCGCGAGAGAGCUUGUUCGUAUUGAUGUCAACAAGACUGCCAAGAUUUAUGAUUUCUUUUAUGAGAUGGGAUGGGUGUCGCCAGAGCAGUAA
Synchytrium microbalum is the source of this 1467-nucleotide messenger RNA. RefSeq lists its product as uncharacterized. Gene Ontology annotation, molecular function: chromatin binding; zinc ion binding; transcription coactivator activity. Bases 1 to 1467 code for a protein of 488 amino acids. Gene Ontology annotation, cellular component: nucleus; SAGA-type complex. Lineage: Eukaryota; Fungi; Chytridiomycota; Chytridiomycetes; Synchytriales; Synchytriaceae. The record is from RefSeq and is a predicted model, not a curated record. Gene Ontology annotation, biological process: chromatin remodeling; regulation of transcription by RNA polymerase II. The transcript is spliced from 9 exons.